CCUCCUUCCUUCCUCCUCCCUCCUCUGUCCCCUCCCCUCCUCUUCCUCUCGCCCUUCCUCUCUCCCUCUCUUUUUAAGCGGGCCCCCUCCGCGCUGAUUGGGCGCCCGGCCGCACUGUGACCGCCCUGCCGCUAUGUCAGCCUGCCCGCCGCAGCCCCGCGCCUUUGAACUGCCCCGCACCGCCCCGCGUCCCCACCGCCGGCCCGGUGCUGCGCCCGGCGGCUCCCCGCCCGCCUAGUGCCCGCCGGGCCCCGCGGGCCUCCGCUCCGCGCCGCUCCGCGCUGCUCCGCGCCCCGCCCCGGCACGGCUCCCGCCGGGGACGGCCUUGGCGGAGGACCUGUGAUGAUCAGCUGAGCCCGCUCCUGCCGCUCCUCCGGCUCCUCCGGCCUUCUCCCGCCGUUCUUCCUCGUCCUCCUCCUCGUCGUCCUGCCGCCGCCGUCCGGCGCCCCCAGCCGCCGCGCCGCGCCCCGCAGAGCCGCCCGCCCGCCCGCCGCCCGGCCGAAGCAUGUCCAAGCCCAGCGACCACAUCAAGCGCCCCAUGAACGCCUUCAUGGUGUGGUCCCGCGGCCAACGGCGCAAGAUGGCCCAGGAGAACCCCAAAAUGCACAACUCGGAGAUUAGCAAGCGGCUGGGCGCGGAGUGGAAGUUGCUCUCCGAGGCGGAGAAGCGCCCGUACAUCGACGAGGCCAAGCGGCUGCGGGCGCAGCACAUGAAGGAGCAUCCCGACUACAAGUACCGGCCCCGGCGCAAGCCCAAGAACCUGCUGAAAAAGGACAGGCAUGACCAAGACUGGGAUAGACCCCUAUUCUUCAGCACACGCGACUGCCAUGUAACACCCACCCACCCACCCGCACCCCCACAGGCGCGUGUGUGUGUGCGUGCGUGUGCCCCCCACCCCGGCCGGCAGCUGGAACUGGGAUUCCUCCGUGUGUGCAUGUACAUAAAAGCUGCAGGAGCAAAAAGGCCACCCGAACCAGGACUCUGCCGCCCGCCGCCGGGCCGGGACAGACGCGGACGCUGCCUCGGAGAUGCUCUCGCCUAAAGCUCGCCACGAGAGCUGGCCCCAGGCUCGGGGGGGAUCUGCAAUCGCGGGGGCAGAUAGGAGCCCGGCACUUGUAAGAGUUGUAAAUGUGUUUAAAAACAGAAAAGAAAAGCGAACCUUGAACUGCCCUUUCGGGACAAAGCGGGGAGGAGAAGAGAAAAAGACAAAAAAAAAAAAAAAAAAAAAAAAAAAAAAAAAGGAAAGAGAGAGGCGGUUUCGAUUUUUAUUUAUUCUCUUAAUGUCUAUGAGUUCUCCAGGGUCUCAUGUCACUUGGACUUGACUUUGGGAAGUCCCGGUCUUACUCUGAUUUUAUUUUUUUUUCCCUCGUUGUUUUUCCUUUUGCACAUUGAAAAACGAGAUCAGCUGUGUUAUAUAUAUAUAAAUAUAUAUAUAUUUUGCCACCACGUACUACUAGGUAAAAUUGCUUUUCAUGUCAGAAAAAAAGGCUCUUCAAAGUUAAAAAAGAAAAAAAAAGAAAAAAAAAGUCGGGGAGAAACAUUUAUAUUUAAAACCUAUGAUAGUGUUUGCUUAAUUUAAAACAGAUAGUCCUUAAAUUUGUGUGAUCCAGUGAGACUAGAUCUAAGUUUACUUUAGACAGAGCGUCAGGUAUGAAGUCAGGCAGUAGAAUUGUAAAAAAAUUAAUACUACUACUACUAAUAAUAACGAAAAACCGAAUAAAAACCGAUGGCAAUUUAAAUAUGUUUUCACAAUGUCUUGGGCAAGAAGAAACAGAAACUAAGAUGUAUCCGGCAGGAUUUUACCUCGUUAAACCUUUUCAUUUGUUGAACAAAGACGUUUUGAAUAAAGACAAUCUGUCAUCAAA
Haemorhous mexicanus (house finch) is the source of this 1865-nucleotide messenger RNA. RefSeq names its product SRY-box transcription factor 14 (gene SOX14). The coding region runs from base 506 to 1042 and encodes 178 amino acids. The transcript has 2 exons. The record is from RefSeq and is a predicted model, not a curated record. NCBI's taxonomy places the organism in Eukaryota, Metazoa, Chordata, Aves, Passeriformes, Fringillidae. Gene Ontology annotation, molecular function: RNA polymerase II cis-regulatory region sequence-specific DNA binding; DNA-binding transcription factor activity, RNA polymerase II-specific. Gene Ontology annotation, biological process: negative regulation of transcription by RNA polymerase II; anatomical structure morphogenesis; cell differentiation.